AUGUCUUCACCGAAACUCUUCGCCGUCAUCGCCGGAGUGGGCGAAGGCACGGGCGCAGCAUUGGCGCGCCGCUUCGCAAAGGCAUAUCCCGUCGUGCUGCUCGCGCGGAAAGAGUCGAGUUUCAAAUCGCUCGUCGACGAAAUCCAGGCCUCGGGACAGACGGCCUUGGGCAUCUCUACCGACGUCUCGCAGGGCGACAGCGUCAAGUCGGCCUUUGAGCAGGUCAAGAAGACGUUUGGAAGUGAUGUUUCGUGUGCGGCAGCCGUGUUCAACGCCAGCGGUGCUUUUUCUCGAAAACCCUUCCUGGAGUUGACGGAAGACGACUUCACCCGUCCCUACUCCGUGAGCGGCAUCGGCGCCUUCCACUUCUCCCAAGCAGUCCUGCCCCUCCUGCUCAAACACGCAGACCCCACCCACCUCCCGCCCACCCUAAUCUUCACCGGCGCGACCGCCUCGCUCAAAGCCUCCGUCGGCUUCUCCGGCUUCGCCGCCGCCAAAUUCUCCCAGCGCGCCCUGGCGCAGGCCCUCGCGCGCGAGUUCGGCCCGCAAGGCGUGCACGUCUCGCACGUCGUUAUUGACGGACUAAUCGACACGCCCGGCACCGCGGGCUGGAUGCAGGAUGCGGGCCCGAAUGGCAAGUUGCAGCCGCCCGCCAUUGCGGAGUUUUAUUGGGGAUUGCAUGCGCAGCCGCUGUCGACAUUUACGUUUGAGACGGAGAUUCGGCCGUUCAAGGAAAAGUGGUAG
Neohortaea acidophila is the source of this 744-nucleotide messenger RNA. RefSeq names its product oxidoreductase. The record is from RefSeq and is a predicted model, not a curated record. Lineage: Eukaryota; Fungi; Ascomycota; Dothideomycetes; Mycosphaerellales; Teratosphaeriaceae. The transcript has 4 exons. The coding region runs from base 1 to 744 and encodes 247 amino acids.